Molecule: messenger RNA, 1909 nt
Organism: Cannabis sativa
Lineage: Eukaryota; Viridiplantae; Streptophyta; Magnoliopsida; Rosales; Cannabaceae
Product: alpha-L-fucosidase 1
Exons: 3
Coding region: 255-1733 (492 amino acids)
Biological process (GO): fucose metabolic process; glycoside catabolic process
Cellular component (GO): lysosome
Molecular function (GO): alpha-L-fucosidase activity
Source: RefSeq, a predicted model, not a curated record
UCAGAUUAUAAAUAUCCCUACAGGCCAUGUGCGCCCACAUAUAAUUACUCAAUAUACAUAUUUAUUUAAAAAUAAUGGAUACUUCACUUUAACAUUAUGGGGGGUAAGAAGCUUUUGUUUUUUUUCUUCUUUUUUGUAUUUUGUUUUUACGAACUUCAUAAGUAUUACUUAUUUGAAGUUAUAAUUAUUAGUUUAAAUAUAGAAGAAUAGAGAUUCAUCAAAAAAAAAAAUUAUAGAAGAAUAGUGAAAGAGAGAUGGCUGAGCCAUGGUGCUGUUGGUGGCCACUAACAAAACUAGUACUAUUUCACCUACUGAUAAAGUCAGCCUUUUCUGGGUUUGAGCAAGUAACAACAACACCACCAUUACCGAUUCUACCUCUGCCCUCAUUUUCCCAGCUCAAAUGGCAACAAAGGGAGGUCAUAAUGUUCCUUCACUUUGGCGUCAACACAUUCACCGGAUCCGAAUGGGGAACCGGGCACGAAAGCCCGGUCAUAUUCGACCCGAUUGAGCUGGACGCCAGCCAGUGGGUGGACACGGCGGUGGAGGCUGGAGUCUCACUGGUUAUUCUCACUGCGAAACACCACGAUGGCUUCUGCUUGUGGCCUUCAAAAUACACUGAUCACUCCGUCGUAGGAAGCCCUUGGAAGAAUGGCCAUGGCGAUGUCGUUGGAGAGCUUGUAGAUGCGGCUAAGAAACGUGGUAUCGACGUGGGGCUUUACCUUUCCCCGUGGGACAGGCACGACCCACGCUACGGUCAUGAUUUGGCUUAUAAUGAGUACUAUUUAGCACAACUACAAGAGCUACUCAAAAGGUAUGGGAGUGUUAGAGAAAUCUGGUUCGAUGGUGCGAAGGGUGCAAAUGCUGUGAACAUGUCUUAUUAUUUCACGGAAUGGUUUGAUAUGGUAAAAGAAUUACAAAGCUCAAUCAAUAUAUUUUCGGAUGCUGGUCCUGAUGUCAGGUGGGUCGGAAAUGAGAAAGGCUUUGCCGGAAGUACUUGCUGGUCGACCAUUAACCGGAGCAAACUAGCCAUCGGAAAAGCUGCCAUUGCUGAUUAUCUCAACAGUGGUGAGCCAAAAGGCAGAGACUGGUUGCCCGCGGAAUGUGACGUUUCAAUUCGACCAGGAUGGUUUUGGCACAAAGCAGAAUCGCCAAAGAAGCUAAGCAAGUUACUAGAAAUUUACUACAACUCAGUUGGAAGAAACUGUGUUUUACUACUCAAUGUGCCCCCUAACACAAUGGGGCUUAUAUCCCAGAAAGACGUAAAAAGACUCAAGGAAUUUAGAAAUGCAAUUGACACAAUAUUCUCCACUAAUUUGGUUGAGAAAUUCUUCUUAAUCAAGGCUAGUAGCCAAAGAGGAGGCAAAGGAAGUAGCUAUGGACCGGAAAACGUUAUCGAUAAUGACCAUUUAUGGACUUAUUGGUCCCCUAAGGAUGAUGAUGAUGCAAAAGGGGACCAUUGGAUUGAGUUCAGAUCAAGUACGGAUGAAGGGCUGAGAUUCAAUGUUGUUAGGAUCCAAGAAGCCAUUGGGCUUGGUCAGAGGAUCAAACGACAUGAGAUUUACGUGGAUGGUAAAAGAGUGGCGAAUGGAACGACAGUGGGUUACAAGAGACUUCACAGGCUUGAAGGUGGUGUGGUCCAUGGCCGAAUUGUGAGAAUUAGAAUCUUAGAAUAUAGAGCAUUACCAUUGAUAUCUUCUGUUGGUUUACAUUUUGAUCCAUAUUGGAACCCUUAAUUAAUUGGUUAGACUACGAAAGGGAAAAGACAAAUCUAUAGCUAACCAAUUUGUAUAAGAGAGCAAAUAUUAGACAUUGAUAUAUAUUAUCAACUACCUUUGUUUAGAUACUUAUCAAAAACUACCUAUGAUUAUUUAAUAAAUGAAUAAACUGCAAUAUUUUGCAGACUGCAGUA